Molecule: messenger RNA, 2316 nt
Organism: Sphenostylis stenocarpa
Lineage: Eukaryota; Viridiplantae; Streptophyta; Magnoliopsida; Fabales; Fabaceae
Source: the annotation of a GenBank genome assembly
AUGACCGAAUUCUUGGAUCUCGAAUCCCAAGACGGCGUGCGCAUGCCAUGGAACGUGAUUCCGGGAACGAAGCAGGAUGCUCUAAACGCUGUCGUUCCGGUCUCCGCUGUCUACACUCCUAUAAAGCACUUUCCCUCCAUGCCGGUCCUCAAUUACGCGCCUCUCCGUUGCCGCACGUGUCGCUCCAUUCUAAAUCCCUUCUGCAUCGUCGACUUCGCCGCCAAGAUCUGGAUCUGUCCCUUCUGCUUCCAGCGCAACCACUUUCCCCCGCACUACGCCUCCAUCUCCGAUGAAUCACUCCCCGCUGAGCUCUUCCCGCAGUACACUACCGUCGAGUACAGCUCUGACUCCUCCUCCGGCGCCACCUCCGCCGUGCCUCCUGUCUUCCUCUUCGUCGUCGACACCUGCAUCAUCGAGGAGGAGAUCGGCUUCUUGCGCUCCGCGCUCGCGCAGGCCGUCGAGCUCCUUCCCGAGAAUUCGCUCGUUGGACUCAUCACCUUCGGGACGUUCGUGCAUGUUCACGAGUUAGGGUUCACUGCGGUGCCGAAGACUUACGUCUUCAAGGGAUCGAAGGAUGUCACCAAGGACCAACUCCUCGAGCAGAUGAGCUUCUUCGUCAAGAAGCCCCGACCAGCAGUCGGAGUGGUCGCCGGCGCCCGCGACGGGCUCUCCACGGACAGCAUUUCGCGAUUCCUCGUGCCGGCGUCCGAGUGCGAGUUCACGAUCAAUUCGGUAUUGGAGGAGCUGCAGAAGGAUCCUUGGGCAGUGCCGGCUGAUCAGAGAGCAACUCGGAGCACCAGCACAGCUCUGAGUAUAGCGGCAAGUUUGUUGGGGGCAUGUGUCCCUGGCUCUGCUGCCAGAAUAAUGGCAUUUAUUGGCGGACCGGCUACUGAAGGACCCGCUCCUAUUGUAUCUAAACAACUUUCUGAACCAAUUCGCUCCCACAAGGAUCUGGAUAAAGAUUCUGUGCCACAUUACCAUAAAUGUGUGAAAUUCUAUGAUGGACUUUCGAAGCAGCUUGUACAUCAAGGACAUGUGCUAGAUCUCUUCGCUUGUGCUCUUGAUCAGGUAAUAGCCUAUUUUAGUAAGGUUGGAAUUGCUGAACUUAAAACUGCUGUUGAAAGGACCGGAGGCCUUGUUGUACUUGCUGAAAGUUUUGGCCAUUCAGUGUUCAAGGAUUCCCUUAAGCGUGUUUUCCAAUCGGGUGAUUAUGAUUUGGGUCUAUCUUCAAAUGGGAUAUUUGAGAUAAACUGCUCUAAAGAUUUGAAAGUCCAGGGUAUUAUUGGCCCUUGUGCAUCUCUUGAAAAGAAAGGUCCAUUAUGCUCAGAUGUUGUUAUUGGUCAAGGGGGUACAAGUGCAUGGAAGAUGUGUGGCCUUGACAAAUCCACAUCAUUGUGCCUAUUUUUUGAUGUUGUGAGGAAGGAAAGUCCUGAUGCAGCCAUGCAGUCCGCAAGCAAUCAAUUUUACUUCCAAUUCUUGACUUAUUAUCAGAAUAGCAGUGGGCAAAUGAGAUUACGGGUUACGACACUUUCACGUAGGUGGGUUGCUGGACCAGAAAGUAUACAGGACUUGAUUGCUGGAUUUGACCAAGAAGCAGCUGCUAUAGUCAUGGCACGUCAAGUCUCCUUCAAAAUGGAAACUGAGGCUGAAUUUGAUCCUAUCAGAUGGUUGGACAAGGCAUUGAUAAAUUUAUGUUCCCGAUUUGGGGAAUUUCAAAAAGACACACCAUCUUCUUUCAGUUUGUCUCCCAGGUUGUCAAUAUUCCCACAAUUUAUGUUUCAUUUCCGGCGCUCUCAGUUUGUUCAGGUCUUUAACAACAGCCCAGAUGAGACUGCUUACUUUAGAAUGAUACUGAACCGUGAAAAUGUUGCUAAUUCUGUUGUCAUGGUUCAACCUUCGUUGAUUUCUUAUUCAUUCCAUUCUGGUCCUGAACCAGCUCUUCUUGAUGUUGCGGCCAUUGCAGCUGAUAAGAUGCUGCUUUUGGAUUCCUUUUUUACUGUUGUUAUUUUUCAUGGUUCAACAAUUGCUCAGUGGCGUAAGGCUGGCUAUCAUAAUGAACCGGAACAUCAGGCAUUUGCUCAUUUGCUACAAGCUCCUCAUGAUGAUGCAGAUCUAAUAAUGAAGGAGAGAUUUCCUGUACCUCGCUUGGUCAUUUGUGAUCAGCAUGGUUCUCAGGCUCGAUUUCUACUAGCAAAGUUAAAUCCUUCUGCGACUUACAACACCGAAAAUUAUCAACCUGGAGGAGAUAUUAUCUUUACUGAUGAUGUUAGCUUUGAGGUCUUCCUGGAUCACUUGCAAAGAUUAGUUGUUCAAUAA